Ipomoea triloba (trilobed morning glory) is the source of this 1680-nucleotide messenger RNA. RefSeq names its product THO complex subunit 4A-like. The record is from RefSeq and is a predicted model, not a curated record. NCBI's taxonomy places the organism in Eukaryota, Viridiplantae, Streptophyta, Magnoliopsida, Solanales, Convolvulaceae. The coding region runs from base 105 to 845 and encodes 246 amino acids. Gene Ontology annotation, biological process: mRNA export from nucleus. The transcript is spliced from 6 exons. Gene Ontology annotation, molecular function: mRNA binding. Gene Ontology annotation, cellular component: nucleus.
UUCGUCGACCCUUCUCCCUUGUUUCCUUCAUCGUCAUUCCUUAGAGGCUCAAACCCUACCCCCCUUCACACCUUCAUUCCCUAUCUCUCUCUCUCAUUAGAAAAAUGGCAGAAGCUGCUCUUAGCAUGAGUUUGGACGAUCUAAUUAAGAAAAAUAAGAGGUCCGGAGGAGGUAAUUCUCGCGGCAGAGGUCGUGGAUCGGCACCCGGACCAGCUCGACGUAUCCCCAACCGCUCUGCUAACCGAUCUGCCCCUUACGCAACUGCCAAGGCACCGGACUCAGCUUGGAAUCACGAUAUGUUCGCGACGGAUCAGCCUAUGGCGUUUGACGGGCACAUCGUUGGUGGUGGUCGAGCCUCUUCGAUAGAGACCGGCACUAAGCUUUAUGUUUCAAAUCUAGAAUAUGGUGUCUCUAACGAAGAUAUUAAGGAACUCUUUUCAGAAGUUGGUGACCUGAAACGCUAUGGAAUUCAUUAUGAUAGGAGUGGGAGAUCAAAGGGAACAGCAGAAGUUGUUUACUCGCGCCGACAAGAUGCGUUAGCAGCUGUUAAAAGAUAUAACAAUGUUCAGCUUGAUGGAAAGCCAAUGAAGAUAGAGAUUGUUGGCACAAACAUUGUCACUGCUCCUACUCCAUCUACCGUUGGUUCUGUUGGAAAUUUUAACGGAAUUCCCCGUAGUGGACAAGGAAGAGGUGGAGGUUUUGGAAGGUUGCGUGGAGGUAGGGGUCGAGGGCGUGGAUUUCAAGCAGGUCGAGGGCGAGGAAGAGACCGUGGAGAAAAGGUGUCUGCGGAAGAUCUUGAUGCUGAUUUAGAGAAGUACCAUGCUGAAGCAAUGGAGACGAAUUGACAGGAGAUUCCAUAUCAUUGUUUCUCCAGACACUGUGACUAUACUCUGAACCUAUGCGUGAUGGUUUCAUGGGUCUUUUGUAUUUUUAGCAAUGUUUGGCUCUUUUAUGAUUACAAGGAAGUACUAAUAGGGAGACUUGAACCUCUGAUGUUUGGGGCUUGAGAUUUGUGACAUAUUGUUGCUCUUCAAUUUGGUAUUGGGUUGGAUGGAUUUAUGCAAUCUAAUGAGUUCCUUAGUUUUUUAAUUCCUAAUUGAUUAUGAGAAGUUGACAGUCGGCUGGAGUUGCUUGUAAGGCAGAGGAUCAGAUUUUUCGAAUGAAGGCAGUUGGAGCCCUGAUACUUGCUGUGCUGAUGUGCUUUCUAGUGCUUAUUGCUUCAUUAACCGUGGCAUCAACUUUGAGGUUGAUAUAUGGCCAUAGACUUCAAUGUUGGAUUUCUGUGAGGUGGUGACACAUAGGAAAGAUGUUGCAAUUAGUUGAUGACUCAUGACUGAGAUGAAUUUCCAUAAGUGUAAUUGUACAAGUUAAAGCUGUAUUUUUUCACCCUCAGAAAUAGUUGUUUCUUACUUUGCAAAGUUCUUUUCCUGGUUUCCGGAUUGGGUUCAUGAUGCUGAUGAAAGUGCCGGGUGUGCAGUUUUCAAUGCCAACUUGUGGAGUUUUGGCUUGAUGCUAUUCAAUUGGUUGGUUUUCUUCAUCCUAAGGGUUGUGUUUUUGAUACAAUAAUUAUCCUAGGUAAAUUGCUGAGUUUUCUGUGCACAAGGGUUUUCAUUUCUAAUUAGUCAAGGUUGUGUUUGUUAAGUUUACCUUUGAAUGAAAAUGCAGUACAUGGACUAUGCA